CCAUGACACAGCUUUAGGAAGGCGCACCACAAACAAGGCUGCAUAUGAACGACGCUGAGACGCCUCAUGUGAUAAGGAGCUAGCUACGCUCAUGGCGCCGCCUGCUUGUGGGCAUGCGCACAUGUCUUCUUCACGCUCGAGCCAAGAUGAAACUGUCUCGAUGAGAACCGCUCCCAUUGGUUCAUUUCCGUUGAUGGCACCAGUCGUCGUUACACCUUGUGGCGCGACACCGGCAGCUGGGAGUGGUUCAUUCAAGCUGCUCUACCGGUACAAGCUGUGUUCUCUAGCAGGAUCAUGACAAAGCUCUUCUUCUUUGCCGUCACCGCGGUCACGUCGGCCGGGCUGUACAGCGGCGCCGCCGUCUACAUGAGUCUCGUGCAGCACCCAGUGAUCAUGCGUCUGCGGUCCCGACGACUCCAAGCACCCUUCUUUUGCCACAUGUACGUCAGCGCGUCUGCGUUUCUCGCUCCCAUCGGCUUGUUGGCGAGCGCCGCAUCGUUCGCCGCGGGGAUGGCGGACACGGCCAUGACCACCACGAACAACCCGUCGGCGUCGGCGCUGUGGGUCGUUGGAGGCGCCAUCUUCCUCGCGCUGGUCCCGUACACGGCGCUGACCAUGCUGCCCCUCAACCUCCACCUGACCAACGAGCAAUACUGGAAAUCCCAUCGCACAUCCGUCAUGCAAGCCAAGCUGUCCAAGUGGGGCUUCUUGCAUGCAGUACGAUCCGUCGCAAGUGUGAUUGGCACUGCCACGUUGAUCUGUGCAUGUCUGCGGUAGUAUCGGCGACACGGUUCUGCCUCGCUUGAUUAACAACAAAUACCCAGUUUAUAUGACGAUGUGAACUUGGUGUCGA
Messenger RNA from Aphanomyces astaci, 853 nucleotides. RefSeq lists its product as hypothetical. NCBI's taxonomy places the organism in Eukaryota, Oomycota, Saprolegniomycetes, Saprolegniales, Verrucalvaceae. The record is from RefSeq and is a predicted model, not a curated record. The transcript has a single exon. The coding region runs from base 295 to 777 and encodes 160 amino acids.